AUCACGGCAAAGGAAAAACAAGUAGGGAAAAAUCAACUUUCUUAAGAUUGCAAUCCCACCCAAAAUUAAAACGCCACAUUAUUUUUCUAAUACAUUCUUAUAUAUAUUUAUCUCAAAAAAAUAAAUACGUUCUUAUAUAUAAUAUAUAUUGCAUUGAUUUUUUAAUUUAUAUUUGCAAAUUUCCUUUAAAAAAAUCUAUAUUUGCGAAAUUAACAGAAAGCAACGGUUUUUCCAUCCAUGCCUUCUUCCCUCUCUCUCCCAUCAUCCAACUUUCUCUUACUUGUUUGAAUUUCCACCCCGGGUUUUACCUCCGACCGAUGUCGAACGGCGGUGCAACCGCCACCACCGUCACGACCUCCAAUACUCACCACCGCCGCCGCGUCGCCGACACCGUGCCGGAAAAGGAAAAUCCCUCCGAAUCAGAUACGGAGCCAUCAGACGCAUUGAACAUGGAAAGUAGCAACGGCCCACAUAAUAUUCCGCGCCACCACCACCGUCGGCGGUGGUUGCCGGAGAAGUGGGCUUCCUGCGCGGAACGGUUCUUGAAAUCUUUGACGCCGAGGAAGCGCGUGUGCCGCACAGUUUUCGUGAUCCUGUUGAUGAUGGUGGCGUUCUCGGCGUAUCUGAGAUUCUUUUUCUUGCUGCGCGGCGGCGGGGCGGUGGCGGACGGGGAGCUGGCGGCGGCCAAGGAGACCAUGAUCGUACGGUUCUUCAAGACUGAUCCUGCCGCCUCCGCCCAGAAGGUGCUUUUUGAGACGGAGUUGCACUCGCGUCCCACGGCGGAGAAGCGGCGGCGGAAGAAAAAGAAAAUUCCGGUUUCAGAAAUAUGGAAAAAACCUUACAGCGGCGAUUUAUACCCGUGCACUACUCGACCAAAGAAUCGCAUCAAGACAUCAAAUGCAACGAAUGGGUAUGUUGUGGUUGAAGCCAACGGGGGACUGAAUCAAAUGAGAACAGGAAUAUGCGACAUGGUUGCCAUAACGAAGAUCAUGAAUGCCACUCUUGUGCUUCCUUCCCUUGAUCACUCCAGCUUUUGGACCGAUCCGAGCGACUUCAAGGAUAUCUUCGACUGGAAGCAUUUUAUCGAGGUUCUCAGUCUCGACAUCGAGAUUGUCGACAAGUUGCCGCCCAAGUUUGCAAGGGUGAAGCCUGUCAACAAAGCUCCCAUCUCCUGGUCUAAGGCUGGCUACUACAGAGAUAUGGGUAAUCUGCUAAAAAAGCGCAAGCUAAUCAGAUUCACUCACACGGACUCACGUCUAGCUAACAACGGCCUGGCUCCCUCAAUCCAGAAGCUGAGGUGUCGGACCAACUACGAGGCACUCCGUUACACCCCAGAGAUUGAGGAGCUGGGGAGGAAACUGGUGAAGAGGCUGAGGGAAGACGGUGAGCCCUACAUCGCUCUUCACCUCAGGUAUGAGAAAGAUAUGCUGGCAUUCACUGGCUGCAGCCAUAACCUAAGCGCAGCCGAGGCUGAGGAGCUGCGGAGGAUGAGGUACGAUGUCAAGCAUUGGAAGGAGAAGGAGAUCAACAGCAGAGAGAAGAGGCUGCACGGGGGCUGCCCGUUGGCCCCCAGGGAGGCAGCAGUGUUCCUCAAGGCUAUGGGCUAUCCUAGCACGACCAGAAUAUACAUCGUAGCAGGAGAAAUCUACGGUAAUAAAAGUAUGGAUGCAUUUCGACAGGAAUACCCUAACGUUUUUUCACACUCGAUACUAGCAACACCGGAAGAGUUGAGACCUUUGAGGGGCUAUCAGAACCGUUUAGCUGCUCUCGACUACAUCAUAGCUUUGGAAAGCGAUGUUUUUGUUUACACGUAUGAUGGGAAUAUGGCAAAGGCCGUGCAAGGGCACAGGAGGUUCAAGGGAUUCAGACGAACUAUCAAUCCUGACAGGCUCAAUUUUGUAACACUCAUAGAUAGAUUAGACAGUGGCUCGAUUACUUGGGAAGACUUUGCUGCCAAGGUGAAGAAAUUACACAAGAACAGAGUCGGAGCGCCUUACCAGAGAGAAGCAGGGCCGUCUCCAAGACUUGAGGAGAACUUUUAUGCAAAUCCUUAUCCCGGUUGUAUAUGUGACAGAUAUCUCAAGUGAAGUGUCAGACUGAUCCAUGAUGGUAGCUUCUUUUAUCGACAAGAAGUAAGUCGACAAAGAAAACCGUGAAGUACAUAAAACCAUGAUGCAACGAAAUGGAUGCACGUUUUACCUAAUUGGGGAAUUGGAUGAUCGGAGAAACACCUGCAGACAUUAGGCUGGAUGAAGAAGUUCUCGUGUUAUCUUGCAAGAUAUCUGCAACUGCAUGCUGGGAAAUAUGGGUUAUUUUUUUCCACGAAUGCGAUACAUAACAGAAUGAGUGCACUGACAAAACAUUUUUUUUCCCUUUAGAGAAGUAGAGAUUAUUUGAUUUUAUUGUUACACUUCAUCAAUUAAUGUAACUUUUGUCAAGAAACAUAACAGAGAAAAAAUUAUCAACAGGCUCUAACAUAACUCUGCAUCAA
Molecule: messenger RNA, 2491 nt
Organism: Salvia miltiorrhiza (redroot sage)
Lineage: Eukaryota; Viridiplantae; Streptophyta; Magnoliopsida; Lamiales; Lamiaceae
Product: O-fucosyltransferase 28-like
Exons: 7
Coding region: 318-2087 (589 amino acids)
Cellular component (GO): cytoplasm
Source: RefSeq, a predicted model, not a curated record